This is a messenger RNA of Fukomys damarensis (Damara mole-rat), 288 nucleotides long. It is a transcript of the gene Defb135, whose product is annotated as defensin beta 135. The transcript is spliced from 2 exons. Gene Ontology annotation, biological process: innate immune response. Gene Ontology annotation, cellular component: extracellular region. The record is from RefSeq and is a predicted model, not a curated record. The coding region runs from base 1 to 288 and encodes 95 amino acids. Lineage: Eukaryota; Metazoa; Chordata; Mammalia; Rodentia; Bathyergidae.
AUGUCUGUCAUCUACAAGAACUGGCCUGUGGCAAUCUACCGUGAUAGGCAUUCGUUCAAUGGGUGCAUGAGUGUGCAAAGAAGAUACAAGGACAUUUGCCCAACAUCCUACUGGGCCCAGUUUAGAAGUGGACCAAAUCUUUACAUAAGACGAGCCUUUGGCUCUUGCUGGCGAAUGAGAGGCGUUUGCAAGUCAAAAUGUACAACGAAGGAAAAAUAUUAUAUUUUCUGUAACUCUGGAUCUGUGUGCUGCAUAACUGAAAAAGACAUGCCUGGCCUGGUCGGGUAG